Fusarium verticillioides 7600 is the source of this 1779-nucleotide messenger RNA. RefSeq lists its product as hypothetical. The coding region runs from base 295 to 1290 and encodes 331 amino acids. Lineage: Eukaryota; Fungi; Ascomycota; Sordariomycetes; Hypocreales; Nectriaceae. The transcript has 3 exons. The record is from RefSeq and is a predicted model, not a curated record.
CUCUCACGUUCCUGUGAGACCUUGAUGUUUGUAAGUCAAAAUACAGCUUUUCUACUAUUCAUGUAUCACAUCUGUAUCUCAUGUCCGCCUUUCGAGAGCUUCCAAUUAUGCAAUCCUCUCCUCAAAGCACGGAUUUAAACUCAAGCUCCGGUUUUCGGGAAGUCGAUUGCCCCGCGUUGCCGGUUACUAGCCCGUGAUUUGUGAGAUGAUAGAAGUUGUUAUCUUUGUGUCAUUGAUUCUGCCAUCCAACUUGUUGUUCUUUCAGCUACCGACGACUCUUUAUAAUCCUUCAUUAUGCCACUGCCUGCAAGACCUUUGGAUGCCCUUAGUCAGGCAUUCCCUCCCAAGCCCAAAUUCACAGAGGCAAAUGUUCCCGAUCUUACAGGAAAAGUGACCAUUGUCACCGGAGCAAACACUGGAGUUGGUCGCGAGAUUGCCCAGGUUCUUUACAGCAAGAAUGCAACCGUCUGGGUCGCUGCUCGUAGCACAGAGAAGGGUGAGGCUGCCAUUGAGGGCAUCAAGAAGCAGCACCCUGAGUCGAAGGGCACCCUCAAGUUUCUCAAGCUCGACCUCGCAGAUCUAACGACAAUUGGAACUUCAGCCAAGUCGUUCCUUGAAGCUGAGAGCAGACUUGACAUUCUGUUCAACAAUGCGGGAGUUAUGACACCACCAGAGGGGGCCAAGACCGUGCAGGGGUAUGAGCUCCAGCUUGGAGUCAAUUGUCUCGGUCAUUUCUUGUUCACCAAGUACCUCACUCCUCUUCUUCAAAAGACCGCGAAGUCGGCGCCCAAAAAUUCUGUUCGUGUGAUCUGGGUGUCUAGCUCCGCGGCGGAUGUUCUCGCCCCGAAGAAUGGAUUCGAGCGUGAUAACCUCGAUUACCAUGAGCCACGAAACCUGGUGUUCAAGUACGCAACAAGCAAGGCUGGCAACUUCUACCACAACACAGAGUUCGCCAGGAGGUUCAAGGACGAUGGCAUCGUGAGCGUGUCUCUAAACCCCGGCAAUCUGGCAAGCGAACUCGAUCGCACGUCACCCUGGUAUAUGUACUAUCCUAGAACCAUUACUACCUAUGCUCCUAUCUAUGGCGCAUACACGGAGCUUUUUGCUGCCUUUUCUGAUGAUAUCACAGUCGAUAAAUCCGGUAUUUGGGUGGUUCCAUGGGGGCGAUUCAUGCCUAUCCGCCCAGAUCUUGAGAAAGGCGCUUUGUCCAAAUCUGAAGGUGGAACAGGUAUGGCAGAGUUCUUCUGGAAUUGGUCUGAAGAGCAAGUCAAGCCGUACUAUCAGGCUUGAUAGUUUCUCUAUAAUGUAUAGUUUAUGAUACUAUUUUCUUCAGUUUACAAUAUCUUGGCUUUAAAUCACCUGUUGUGCAACGACUUGAGAACUUAUGAAGGCUUAUUGGUUGAAUUGACUUAUGCUAAUUCAACGUAUUCGGGGAUUGUCAGUGCCUCGACUGAGCAAGUCUAUUGAAUAAGGUACCUUGCGCUGUGUUGAUGGAAGUUUGAGGCAUGCCGUGGCUUACGGCUGUUGGACUCUGAUCAAAGCCUGAUGGAGGAUGAGAUGAAGGAGACCCUGUUAAUUCAAAAGAGCUCGUCCAGCUACUGUCGCUAGGCCCAGCUUUGAUGAGCCUUGAUGAGUCAAUAGAUGCCAAUGCGAGCCUUUGUCACUUCAGGCUGGGAUCUUUCUGGCCGGUGACUCCCAGUAUUGAAUGAUGAUUUCGGAGCCAAUCAAAGGGCCCAAUUUGAGCAUCGCCCCAAUGCUUGUGAGUCUUAGGCGAUAUUA